Molecule: messenger RNA, 4072 nt
Organism: Chinchilla lanigera (long-tailed chinchilla)
Lineage: Eukaryota; Metazoa; Chordata; Mammalia; Rodentia; Chinchillidae
Gene: Gpsm1
Product: G-protein signaling modulator 1
Exons: 14
Coding region: 814-2832 (672 amino acids)
Molecular function (GO): GTPase regulator activity; protein binding
Source: RefSeq, a predicted model, not a curated record
GGGAGGAAUGCAGCCACUUCCGGCCGCCACCGCAGGACGCGGCCACUCUCCGGGGCUGGGGUCUCCCAACUGCACCAGGAAGACUCGGGAGCGGGUGAACAGAGCCAGAAGUGAGACCACACCAGCUGGCCGCCCUGGGCCCACGCUGGCCAGGGAGAGGAGGCCACAGCCAACUCAGGGCACGGGGCCCUGGGCCGGCAGUGGCUGCUCUCCCCACCUCUCUUGAAGCACCGCUUCCCGGGCAGGAGGCCAAGGCCAGAAAGGGCUGCACGAGACCCUGAGUGUGGUCAUCAGGGGAUGGGGCAGGCCAGGGUCCCCUGUGUCCCCCAUCAGGCCCCCCGCUAGGCAGGAGCUAGCACCCCAAGGCCCGCCCCCCGUGGCCAGGGCUGGACAAGAAGGGACGGAGGGGGGUCCCAGGGAGGGCACCUGCCCAGCAAGUUGAGGCGGGGCUGCAGGUGCAGGUGGCUGCGUGGCCAUCCAGGGCUCACGGCCCAGAGAGGCUCCCAGGGGUGGGGACAGGCAGCCCUGCACAGUCCGCCCCGCCUCUGCACGCCCUGCCCACAGGUGCUGGGGGCUGCACGCGCCUCACCCUGCCCCAGGCUUGGCCGAGGUAGCAGCUGCGGUGGGCGCCCAUCCCCUGCCUUGCCCUCCCCUCCACGCGGGCGGCGGUGACAUCACGGUGGCAGCGGGAGGGGCCUGGGCGCCCCGCGCACAUCACUUCCUCAGCUCCUCCCGCGGUCGCAGACGCUCAGCUCGGACAGGCGGCAACGCGGACAGCGGAGAGGGCGAGGGGCGGCGCUCUCUGCUCCCCCCAUGGCAGGCCCGGCCCCGCCCGCGGCCGAGGAGCUCCCGGGCCCUGCUGCCAGGCGCCUCUACUCCAGGAUGGAGGCCUCGUGCCUGGAGCUGGCUCUGGAGGGUGAGCGGCUGUGCAAGGCGGGUGACUUCAAGGCGGGCGUGGCCUUCUUCGAGGCGGCAGUGCAGGUGGGCACAGAGGACCUGAAGACGCUGAGCGCCAUCUACAGCCAGCUGGGCAAUGCCUACUUCUACCUGAAGGAGUACGGCCGCGCCCUGCAGUUCCACAGACACGACCUGCUGCUGGCCCGGACCAUCGGCGACCGCAUGGGGGAGGCCAAGGCCAGCGGGAACCUGGGCAACACACUCAAGGUCCUGGGCAGAUUUGAUGAGGCUGUGGUCUGCUGCCAGCGGCACCUGGACAUUGCCCAGGAGCAGGGGGACAAGGUCGGGGAGGCCAGGGCGCUGUACAACAUCGGCAACGUGCACCACGCCAAGGGCAAGCAGCUCUGCUGGAACUCGGCGCAGGAUCCUGGGCACCUGCCGCCCGAGGUGCGGGAGACGCUGUGCAGGGCCUCGGAGUUCUACGAGAGGAACUUGUGCUUGGUGAAGGAGUUGGGUGACCGUGCCGCGCAGGGCCGGGCUUAUGGCAACCUGGGCAACACCCAUUACCUGCUGGGCAACUUCACGGAGGCCACGACCUUCCACAAGGAGCGCCUGGCCAUCGCUAAGGAGUUUGGGGAUAAGGCGGCUGAGAGAAGGGCCUACAGUAACCUGGGCAACGCGCACAUCUUCCUGGGGUGCUUCGACGUGGCUGCGGAGUACUACAAGAAGACGCUGCAGCUGUCACGGCAGCUACGGGACCAGGCGGUGGAGGCGCAGGCCUGCUACAGCCUGGGCAACACCUACACGCUGCUGCGGGACUAUGAGCGCGCGGCCGAGUUCCACCUGCGGCACCUGCUCAUCGCCCAGGAGCUGGCUGACAGGGUGGGCGAGGGCCGAGCAUGCUGGAGUCUGGGGAACACGUACGUGUCCAUGGGGAGCCCGGCACAGGCCCUGACCUUCGCCAAGAAGCACCUGCAGAUCUCCCAGGAGAUCGGGGACCGCAACGGGGAGCUGACGGCCCGCAUGAACGUAGCGCAGCUGCAGCUGGCGCUGGGCCCGCUGAGCAGCCCAGCCGCCACAGAGAAGCCGGACCUGGCUGGCUACGAGGCCCAAGGCGCCAGACCCAAGAGGACACAGAGGCUGAGUGUGGAGGCCUGGGACCUGCUGCGGCUGCCCCCGGAGCGGGAGCAGAAUGGAGACAUGUACCAUGCUGGGGACUGGCGGGGGCCAGGCAGGGACGCGCUGCCCCUUCCGGUGAGAAGCCGCAAGUACCAGGAAGGGCCGGACACCAGCGAAAGGAGGCCGCGGGAGGGCAGCCAUUCCCCGCUGGACAGUGCUGACGUCCGUGUGCAGGUGCCCCGCAUGAGCAUCCCUCGGGCCCCGUCCUCAGACGAGGAGUGCUUCUUCGACCUGCUGAGCAAGUUCCAGAGCAGCCGCAUGGAUGACCAGCGCUGCCCACUGGAGGAGGGCCCAACAGGUGCUGCCGAGGCCACGGCUGCCACACUGAAAGAGCGGGUCGCCCAGCCCUCUGUGACGGCCUCCCCGCAGACCGAGGAGUUCUUCGACCUUAUUGCCAGCUCCCAGAGCCGCCGGCUAGACGACCAACGGGCCAGUGUGGGCAGCCUGCCUGGCCUGCGCAUCACCCACAAUAACGUGGGCCACCUCCGCAGUGACGGGGACCCCCAGGAGCCAGGGGACGAGUUCUUCAACAUGCUCAUCAAGUAUCAGUCUUCCAGGAUUGAUGACCAGCGGUGCCCGCCACCCGACGUGCUGCCCCGGGGCCCUACCAUGCCGGAUGAGGACUUCUUCAGCCUCAUUCAGAGGGUGCAGGCCAAGCGCAUGGAUGAACAGCGCGUGGCUCUCACUGGGAGCCCGGAGCAGGAGGCCGGCGAGCUGCCCAAGCCCCCGCAGCAGUGCCAGCCCGGUGCCAGCUAAGGCUGUGCACCCUGCCUCUGGAUGCUGGGGGAGCUCAAUACCCACAAUGGCCAGGCCCCCAGGAAGCCACGGCUGAGGGCCAGCUCUGAGUCCCCCAGCCCUUCCCACUGAGCUGACACCGGGCGCACAGCCCCCCACCCAGCACCCCUUGCCUGGGCCGCUCAGCCUGGAGCUGCCCACGAGGGAAGGCGUGCUCCUGUCCCUGCUCGGUCCCUGGCUUCCUGCAGGCCCCGCCCCGCCCUGCUCUGGGCCCUCAGCACGUGGCCCCAGCCCUGGUGCUGUCCAGACCCCCUCCCAGGCUCCACUGUGCCCAGCCAAAUGUGAAACCCACUGUCUCCCUGGGCCCCAUGAGGAGCCCUGGGAAGACUGCCUGGGGCUGCCAGCAUCACAGGCAGCUACUGUCCCCAGCUGGUCCUGGAGGACAGCGGUCAUCCAGGCUCCGGCCUUCCGCCUCCCACCCAGCUACUGGAGGCAGAGUCCGGCAGUGCAGAGCCCCCAGCACAAGCAGCCUGGCCCAGAGGCAGGGCAGGCAGGUCCUGCCCGGCCCCGUCCACACAGAAGACGAACAGGGCAGCAACUCCAAUCCUCCACACCCCCUGGAGCAGACAGACCGGGUCACAGGGUGCUGGUUGACAGCAAGUGCCACAUUGAGUUGGGGUGGUGAUGGCUCACCAUGACCCUGGGACCCCCCAUGCGCACCUGCCCCUCACCAGCUGGGCAAUGACCACCUUCUCCCACACAGAAGGGCCCAGCCUGCAGCACCAUGCUGGGGACCCCAAGAUUUGGGCGGGCCCCACUUUGAGGACUGUGGCUGUCUGCUCCCGUGCAGACCCCUGCCUGCAGGCUCUGGGGUACACACAGCCCCUUGGUCCCCACGGCGUGUGGCAGCCACAAGGUCCCCGCCCAGGGGGACAGCGAGGCUAGAAGACCAGCCGGGUCAUCAGCAUGGUGACCUUGCUUCCAAGAGGGGGCAACCUUGGGCGAUGGGGAGACCCAGAAGCAGGGGUUGGGGCUGGGUGCCUGAUACUUGAAUGUACAUGUGUAUUUAUUGCUCACUCGCGUGUGCCAUGUCGCCCAUGGGUCCCCACCACCACCAAGAGGUAUGUCUGCUUUUGUUUCUCCUGAAAAAUAAAGUUUGCCAAGUGACUGUGCCCCCUGCUGGCAUUACGGCAUUGGGGGGACUGGUCCCCCAGAGGUGCCAGCCUGACAUAGCACUUGUCACACGCCCACUGCCAUCCAA